This is a messenger RNA of Capsicum annuum, 2772 nucleotides long. RefSeq names its product spermatogenesis-associated protein 20. NCBI's taxonomy places the organism in Eukaryota, Viridiplantae, Streptophyta, Magnoliopsida, Solanales, Solanaceae. Gene Ontology annotation, cellular component: chloroplast. The record is from RefSeq and is a predicted model, not a curated record. The transcript is spliced from 15 exons. The coding region runs from base 75 to 2450 and encodes 791 amino acids. Gene Ontology annotation, biological process: carbohydrate metabolic process.
AGCAUAUUCACCGAUCCAAUUCUCUACCAAAUUCUUUCUUUUCUCCAAAUAAAUAAAUAAAUAAAUAAUCUAUUAUGCUCACUAGACUCUUCUUCAUUUCUCCAUCCUCAUCAUUUCGCUCCUCCUAUUGUUUUUUCAAUAAAUCCAUCAAAUUGCCCUUUUUUAGUCGACCAAUUAGUGUGUUUUCCAUGGCUGAAGGACAACAGUCAUCAUCCAAGACAUAUAAAUAUACGAAUCGUCUUGCCUCUGAACAUAGUCCUUACCUUCUCCAGCAUGCUCAUAAUCCGGUUGAUUGGUAUCCAUGGGGUGAGGAAGCGUUUGCUGAAGCUCGCAAAAGAGAUGUCCCAAUCUUUUUAUCAAUUGGUUACAGUACGUGUCAUUGGUGUCAUGUUAUGGAAGUUGAAUCUUUUGAAGAUGAAGAAGUUGCCAAAUUGCUAAAUGAUUGGUUUGUUAGCAUCAAGGUUGACAGAGAGGAGCGUCCAGAUGUUGAUACGGUGUACAUGACAUAUGUGCAAGCUUUAUAUGGUGGAGGCGGUUGGCCACUAAGUGCCUUCCUUUCACCUGAUUUGAAGCCGUUGAUGGGUGGGACUUAUUUUCCUCCAGAAGACAAAUAUGGAAGGCCGGGAUUUAAAACUAUACUUAGGAAAGUGAAGGAAGCAUGGAACAGCAAGAGAGAUAUGCUUGUCCAGAGUGGGGCCUUUGCAAUAGAACAAUUAUCAGAAGCCUUGGCAGCAACUUCAACGUUAAAUAAGCUCUCAGAUGAGAUUCUGCAAACUGCACUGCAUAAAUGUGCUGAUCAUCUAGCAGAAACCUAUGAUUCAGAAUAUGGUGGUUUUGGCUCUGCACCCAAAUUUCCUAGGCCAGUUGAGAUGCAGCUGAUGCUUUACAACUCAAAGAGAUCUAGGGAGACUGGAAAAACAAGUGAAGCCAAGAAUGCUCUAAAAAUGGUCUUGUUCACUUUAGAAUGUAUGGCGAGGGGUGGUAUCCAUGAUCAUGUUGGCGGUGGUUUUCACAGAUACAGUGUGGAUGAAUGCUGGCAUGUUCCACAUUUUGAGAAAAUGUUAUAUGAUCAAGGUCAACUUGUUAAUGUCUAUCUGGAUGCUUUUUGUAUCACAAAGGAUGUCUUUUAUUCAAGUUUGUCUCGUGAUAUACUUGACUACCUGAGAAGGGAUAUGAUUGGACCAAGUGGUGAAAUAUUUUCAGCAGAAGAUGCUGAUAGUUAUGAAUCUGAAGGUGCCUCACGGAAAAAGGAGGGUGCUUUCUAUGUCUGGACUAGUACUGAGGUUGACAACAUAGUGGGCGAGCAUGCAACGCUUGUCAAGGAUCACUACUAUAUAAAACCCUCAGGUAAUUGUGAUCUUUCAAGUAGGAGUGAUCCACAUAAUGAAUUCGAGGACAAAAACGUGCUGAUAGAAAGAAGUAGUACCUCUGCAAUGGCAUCAAAACAUGCUUUGCCUAUUGAGGAGUAUCUUGAUAUCCUGGGGAACGCUCGACGAGAACUUUUUGAUGCGAGGUCGAAACGUCCCCGACCACAUCUGGAUGAUAAGGUUAUUGUAUCGUGGAACGGACUAGUGAUUUCAUCUCUCGCGAGGGCGUCAAAAAUCCUGAAGGGAGAACCAGUGGGAACAAGAUUCUACUUUCCAGUGGCUGGCACCAAUCCCAAGGAGUACAUGGAUGUCGCUGAGAAAGCUGCAUAUUUUAUUAGGAAGCACCUUUAUAAUGAACAGAUGCGCAGGCUGCAGCAUAGCUUCAGGAAUGGUCCCUCCAAAGCACCUGGGUUUCUAGAUGAUUAUGCAUUUUUAAUAGCAGGUCUACUGGAUCUUUACGAGUUCGGUGGUUCAGUUUUCUGGUUGGGCUGGGCACUUGAACUUCAGGAGACCCAGGACGAGUUAUUUCUCGACAAAACCGGAGGAGGUUACUUUAGCACAACUGGGGAAGAUCCUUCUGUUCUUCUACGUGUGAAAGAAGAUCAUGAUGGGGCUGAGCCUUCGGGAAAUUCUGUUUCAGUGAUUAAUCUAGUGAGAUUAGCCUCUAUGGUUGCUGGUGACAAAUCCAAACUUCACAGAGAGACCGCAGAACAUGUUCUGGCGGUUUUCGAGAAGAGAUUGAAGGAUACAGCUGUUGCUGUGCCGCUGAUGUGCUGUGCAGCAGAUAUGGUGGCUUUUCCAUCCAGAAAGCAAGUAGUUCUGGUCGGAGUGAAGUCCUCUGAGGAGUUCGAAAACAUGGUUGCUGCUGCUCAUGCAGCAUAUGAUCCUAACAAGACAGUUAUUCACAUUGAUCCUUACGAUGUGGAAGAGGUGGGAUUUUGGGAAGAAACUAACGGAAAUAUUGCUCUGAUGGCGAAAAACAAUGCUGCUGCCGACAAAGUGAUAGCCCUUGUUUGCCAAAACUUCACAUGUAGUCCUCCAGUCUGUGACCCGAAAGCUCUUGAAUCGUUGCUCUCGCAGUAAAAUGGUAGUAGUAGUUCAAAGAGUGUAUAAAGUGGCAAAAAUCUGGAGAGACAGGUCGGUUGUUGUGUAUAUAUAUGUGUUGCAAUAAGGUUCUGCUGUAUUGAUUAUGUGUUGUUGUGGAUCAACUGAUCGAGUUCAUUAGUUCAAAGGAGGAAUGUAGAUAAAAGCUAGACAUUAAAGUUGGUUUAAUGAAUGUUUAUGUAAAGUCAAUCCUGGUGUUGGAGAACUUUAUUAUCCAUUGUUUCAUAUUACUUGGCUCACGUGGACUUGGAAUAACUCUUAACAAGUUCUACUUAUUAUGGAGUAUAUUUUAUUAAAUUAA